UGGAGUGUAUCCUCAUUCAACCCAUUUGAUUAAAUGAAGAACAAAUGAAUAUUUUCAAUGGGAAAAUGGUCGGAAACCUUGGUGCUUUGUCGAGGCUCUCUCACCGAGUGGGCUCCAUCACUAGUUAUGCAAUACAUAUAUUAUUUGUCCCAAAAAAUGCAACAUUUUUUUCUUCUUUUUUCUUGCAGCUAAGCCCUUACUCGGAGGACGACGAUAUGCUUGGAAUUGAGCCGCUCGAACUACAUUUUCCUUUCCAGCUUAACAAACAGAUGUCAUGCACCAUUCAGCUAACCAAUGAGACAGACUCUUACAUUGCCUUCAACGUCGAACAUAUGAACCCUCUGUCAUACUGUGCACAACCGCAGAAAGACAUUAUGCCACCACGAUCCAAGUGUAAUGUCAAAAUAACAAUGCAACCGCAGGCCAAGGCACCGAGAGAUCAUACCAACGAAUUCACUGUUUGGAGCACAAAAGUGAAUGAUGGCCUUGCCAUUGAGGAUAUGGCUACAAUCAAGUUUAUUAAAGAGGCAGCCAACGUGGUUGAUGACGUGAAUUUGGAUGUGGUUUUUGAUGUCAGUGAGCCACAAGAAGCAAGAAGCACGAAGCAACUGAUUACAGAUGAUGCAGUCGGUCCGUUCUUUUGUAUAGAUGCACAUCAGACAGAGCCAUUGAUUGUAACCGGUCACAAAUUUGGUGAUGUUCUGAUUUGGAACUAUGAGACACAGCAGGCAAGUUACCUCUAUUGCUUCUUCUGCUAG
This is a messenger RNA of Triticum aestivum (bread wheat), 758 nucleotides long. RefSeq names its product vesicle-associated protein 3-1-like. The coding region runs from base 45 to 758 and encodes 237 amino acids. Gene Ontology annotation, biological process: endoplasmic reticulum membrane organization. Lineage: Eukaryota; Viridiplantae; Streptophyta; Magnoliopsida; Poales; Poaceae. The transcript is spliced from 3 exons. Gene Ontology annotation, cellular component: endoplasmic reticulum membrane; plasma membrane. The record is from RefSeq and is a predicted model, not a curated record.